This is a messenger RNA of Drosophila hydei, 4019 nucleotides long. It is a transcript of the gene Dap160, whose product is annotated as intersectin-2. The transcript is spliced from 10 exons. Lineage: Eukaryota; Metazoa; Arthropoda; Insecta; Diptera; Drosophilidae. Gene Ontology annotation, cellular component: presynaptic membrane; clathrin-coated pit; plasma membrane. The record is from RefSeq and is a predicted model, not a curated record. The coding region runs from base 492 to 3614 and encodes 1040 amino acids. Gene Ontology annotation, molecular function: molecular adaptor activity; protein binding; calcium ion binding. Gene Ontology annotation, biological process: endosomal transport; clathrin-dependent synaptic vesicle endocytosis.
UGAGGGAUAGUUCGUUUUGCUUAGUUCGUGAACAUUUAAUUUGCACGACAAAACGAAGUUAAAAAAUAACAGAAACUUAACAAAAAUUUAGUGUUCAAAUGAAAAGUAAACCAUAAAAAUCCAUUGUGAAAAAUUGUGGGGUGGUGGGAGCAAAACGGAUACUCAAUAGUAAAAGAGCGUAAGCCAGCGCAAGCGAGAGUGUGUGAGUGCACAGUGGAGAGGAGCAUGACAUGUAUUUGAUGUGUACUCAGCGGCCGAAGAGAGCGCAUUAAACAAGAACAAAACACACGCACACAACUGCGAGAAAGCUUCUUCUUGUUGUUGUUGUCGGUGUGGGGGAGUCAAAGUCGGUUACGAAAAAUACACGGCGUAAAGCGUGUGUGGAUAAAGCAUAAAGCACACAUACACACACAUAAAUAUAUAUACAGAAAGCAGAAUAUUUUGCGAAGUUCGCACUCCAAGUAGAGAAACACAGAAAACAGGGCAACAAAAUGAAUCCAGCGGUGGAUGCGUGGGUUGUUACCCAGCGGGAGAAGCUGAAGUACCAGGAGCAGUUCAGGGCACUGCAACCUCAGGGCGGAUUUGUAACCGGAGCCCAGGCAAAAGGAUUUUUUUUGCAGUCGCAGUUACCGCCACUGAUCUUGGGUCAAAUUUGGGCAUUGGCUGACACGGAUUCUGAUGGAAAAAUGAAUAUUAAUGAGUUUAGCAUAGCUUGCAAGCUUAUCAAUCUGAAGCUGCGCGGCUUGGAAGUGCCUAAAACUUUGCCGCCCACAUUGCUCAGCUCUCUAACGGACGCUGUUGGCGGUCCGUCGCCUGCAAUGACGCCACGUGGUUCAACCAGCUCUAUGAGUCCCGUAGAUCCACUGAAGAGCAUUGCAACUGUACCACCAGUCUUGCCCGUUGCUGUUGUUGCACCUCCAAUUGUGGCGCCACCUGUAGCGAUUCCACCACCAGUUGCGGUUCCGGUAACUGUUGUUCCCGCAGCGAUUGUCUCGCCUCCGCAAAGCAAUCCGCCUAGUCGUCAUAUGUCCAUUUCGGAGCGUGCUCCUUCCAUUGAAUCACCUCAAGCGGAGUGGGCCGUGCAGGCGGCACAGAAACGAAAAUACACGCAGGUGUUCAAUGCCAAUGAUCGCACUCGUUCUGGCUUUUUGACGGGAGCCCAGGCUCGUGGUGUACUUGUGCAGAGUAAAUUGCCGCAGGUAACGCUGGCGCAGAUUUGGACACUUGCUGAUGUAGAUGGUGACGGCCGACUCAGCUGCGACGAGUUCAUUUUGGCCAUGUUUCUGUGCGAAAAGGCCAUGGCUGGCGAGAAGAUACCAGUAAGCUUGCCUCUCGAUUGGGUGCCGCCAAGCUUGCGCAAGAUUAAGUCACGACCGGGUUCCGUGUCGAGUGCAGUAUCUCGUCCCGGCUCGCAGCCUGCCUCGCGACACACGUCGGUUUCCUCACAAGGAGCGGUCAUGUCGGACGCAGACCCAACUGCUGGCUUGCCGCAAACUUCGUUCGAGGACAAGCGCAAAGAGAACUAUGAGAAGGGCAAGGUUGAGCUGGAUCGUAGGCGUAAGCUAAUGGAGGAUCAGCAGCGCAAGGAGCGUGAAGAGCGCGAGCGCAAGGAACGAGAAGAAGCAGACAAACGGGAAAAGGCGCGUCUCGAAGCCGAACGAAAACAACAGGAAGAACUGGAGCGUCAACUUCAGCGCCAGCGUGAAAUCGAGCAAGAGAAGGAGGAGCAACGCAAACGUGAGCUGGAAGCCAAGGAGGCGGCCAGAAAGGAGCUGGAAAAGCAACGUCAACAGGAAUGGGAACAUUCACGCAUUGCCGAAAUGAAUGCACAAAAGCAGAGAGAGCAGGAGCGCGUACUCAAGCAGAAGGCACACAACACUCAGUUGAACGUGGAGCUCAGCACACUAAAUGAAAAGAUCAAGGAUCUAUCGCAAAAGAUAUGCGAUACGCGCGCUGGAGUGACCAAUGUUAAGUCGGUGAUUGAUGGCAUGCGUACGCAGCGCGACACUUCUAUGAGUGAAAUGGCGCAGCUGAAGGUGCGCAUUAAGGAGCAAAACGCUAAGCUGCUGCAGCUAACGCAAGAGCGCGCCAAAUGGGAUGCCAAGAGCAAAGUGAGUGCUGGCGUAACCGGCGAAACCGCACAACAAGAGCAGCUAAACGCAGCGUUUGCACACAAGCAGCUGUUGAUUAAGCAGAUCAAGGAUAAGGUGGAAAACAUUGAGAAAGAAAUCGAAUCCAAGAAAGAAGAUCUCAAUUCAAACGAUAUUAGUAUGAAGGAGCUGAAAGCCGAACUCUCUGCAUUGAUUACCAAAUGCGAGGAUCUGUACAAGGAAUACGAUGUGGAGCGCACCUCGGUGCUGGAAUUGAAAUACAAUCGCAAGAAUGAGGCAGCCACUAUCAGUGCCACAUCCGCUUGGGAUACAGGUAGUGCUUGGGGCAGCACUGCCGCCAGCGUGCCAGCAGCUGUCGAUGCCUAUGGUGGCUAUGGCUUAAGCAAUGACACAGCCGCUGCUGAAACGGCAGCCGCUGUUGAUCUGAGCGGGCCAGCACCCGAAGGUUUCGUCAAAUAUCGCGCCGUUUAUGAGUUUAAUGCUCGCAACGCAGAGGAGAUUACGUUUGUGCCAGGCGACAUAAUCUUAGUGCCUCUGGAGCAAAACGCUGAGCCCGGCUGGUUGGCUGGUGAAAUUAAUGGCCAUACUGGCUGGUUUCCCGAGUCCUACGUUGAGAAGCUGGAGGACGGGUCAACGGUAUUGGCAACCGAUCAGGCAGUGGCAGUGCCAAAUGUUGCUGAUCCUGCGACCCAUACCGAUAGCUACUUGGACAAUAAUGCCUUGGCGGCACAGUCAGAGCUGGCAGCAACUGAUGCUGCUGCUACUGCCACUGAUGCUGCUUUAGGCGAUGUCGAAUACUAUAUAGCCGCAUAUCCUUAUGAAUCCGCCGAGGAUGGUGACCUGAGCUUUGGCGCUGGAGAAAUGGUCAUGGUCAUCAAGAAGGAGGGCGAAUGGUGGACGGGCACUAUUGGCAAUCGGACCGGCAUGUUCCCAUCGAACUAUGUACAAAAGGCCGAUGUUGGUACAGCCACAGCCAAUUCCGUUGAGGCUGCAGUUGAACCUGAACCCGUCGAACAGGGCAUGCGCGCCAAACGUUCGGAGAUAGCACAAGUCAUAGCACCAUACGAGGCCACGAGCACAGAGCAGCUGUCGCUUACACGUGGCCAGCUGAUCAUGAUACGCAAGAAGACCGACUCCGGCUGGUGGGAGGGUGAGCUGCAGGCCAAGGGCAGGAGGCGUCAAAUCGGUUGGUUCCCGGCCACCUAUGUCAAGGUGUUGCAGGGUGGACGCAACAGUGGACGUAAUACGCCCGUCUCCGGCAGUCGCAUUGAAAUGACCGAACAGAUUUUGGACAAAGUGAUUGCUCUAUAUCCCUAUAAAGCACAAAACGAUGACGAGCUCUCUUUUGAUAAGGACGACAUCAUCAGUGUACUGGGCCGCGAUGAGCCGGAAUGGUGGCGUGGUGAGCUGAAUGGCCUGUCUGGUCUGUUUCCAAGCAACUAUGUGGGACCAUUUGUUACGUCCGGUAAGCCAGCGAAAGUGAAUGGCACUAAAGCCAAGUGAAUCUCCACGACAAACGCCAACCACAACCAUGACGAUGCUUUACAAGUAGUCACACUCUAUGCAUAUACGUGCUCUCUUCUCUCAAAUACACACAUUCCUGUUUAUUUUGUGUUUUUAAAGCUAUAAAUUCUAUUUUAAUUUCUGCCUCGAUACCAUAUAAGUAAAGCCAAUUUGUUCUCGCCACGCCUAACGUCUCGGAAGCUAGUUACCUUAUGAUUUUUAGUUAUAAUUUGUUGCAAUAUCUACGCUCAUGUAUGAUUUAUCCAUAUGUAUAUUGUUAAUUGUUAUUAUUUAGUUGUUUAGCAAUUAUUUAAUUUUAAGUUAAAUGCCCAAUCCAAACGCGUUUGUAUCCUUGUUAGCCAAUCUUUAGCUUUAAUUGAUAUUAAUUCGCAUUUAUAUGCAAGC